AAAAAAAAAAAAAAAAAAAAAAACUAGACUGUUGAGUCUCCAGCACCGAAGUUCCCGAGCAACUGUGCUUCGACGAAAGCCUGUUAAUGGCCGCUUAUAUUCACACGCACACACAGUCAGUCAAAUUCAACAAAACCUUCAACUCUCUCUCUCUCUCCCUCUCUUCAACUUUCUCUCUCUAAAUUCUCCAUGGAUCACAUCGCCCUGGGUAUCCUCGCAGCCAUCGCUAGCUUCUUCGUCGCCACCCUACUCUUCACCCUCAUGCUCGUCCUCUGCCAACGCGGCAAGAACCGAAACCAACAAACCCGAACUCGGCCCAAUUCCCAGCUCUCAAUCCCCAUCGGCGAGAGCGCCUCGUUCGACCCCUCUCUGAAUUGGGUCUCCAUGCCGGAGCUCAUCCAGGCCACCCGUAACUUCUCGCCAGACCUCAUCAUCGGCGACGGCAGCUUCGGCCUCGUCUACAGGUGCUGCCUCGCUAACCGCACCGUCGCCGUCAAGAAGCUCAGCAGCGAUGCUUUUCAAGGGUUUCGAGAAUUCCGGGCCGAGAUGGAAACCCUAGGUAAGCUCCGGCACCCCAACAUCGUCACUAUCCUCGGGUACUGCGCCACGGGUUGGGACCGGAUCCUAAUUUACGAGUUUAUCGAGAACGGUAGCCUCGAUCAAUGGCUGCUCGACACGUCAUCGUCGGAGAAUGACGUGUCAGCAUCAUUAGUCCCGAGGCUGCCGUUGUCUUGGGAAACGAGGCUUAAAAUUAUUAGAGGUGUGGCCGAUGGUUUAGCAUAUAUGCAUAAUUUAGACACGCCAAUUAUACACAGGGACAUUAAAGCUAGUAAUGUGUUACUCGACAAGGAAUUCGAGGCACACAUUGCUGAUUUUGGGUUGGCUAGGAUAAUUGAAAGUUCGCAUUCCCAUGUGUCCACCCAAGUGGCCGGAACAAUGGGGUAUAUGCCUCCAGAGUACUUACUAGGGGCUACUACCGCCACUACCUUUGGUGAUGUGUACAGUUUUGGGAUUCUUAUGUUGGAAAUUGCAACGGGGAUGCGACCCAAUUUGCCAUUUAAGGCGGAGGAGGGGGAUUGCCAGGAAGUGAGGUUGGCUGAGUGGGCUAGGAGGAUGGUGGAACACAACAGGCAAAUGAAAAUGCUUGAUGCUAAUAUUUCUAGAGAUGGGUUGGGAGAAGCUGGGGUUGUAGAGUUUUUCAAGAUUGCUAUGUCUUGUGCUAGUGAUAUUUGCAAGGAGAGGCCUGCAAUGAAGGAGGUGGUGGACUUGUUGAAUGGGAUUUCAACUUGAGGAAUUGUACUUUUGGGCAGCUGUGGCAAAUUGUGAUCUUGUUGUCCAAUGCUUGUACGAGUGUUUGAUUGCAAAUUUGAUGAAGAGUGAGGACCAGUUUGUUGCAGUGUUCAUUUUGCUGCCAUGGUCUCAGUCAAGUGAGCUCAUGAUAAGGGGGAUGGAAAUAGCUUGUGGAGCCAAAUAACAAAGGUAAAUUACGUAAGCAUGAUUAUUUAUAGUUUUAUGAUGGUGUAAAGCAUCUUUAGAAUUUUUUAUUUUUUUUAGGCGAAUUGGGCAAGUUCUAGAUAGUUUCUUUUAUCAGAUAAUAUCAUAUGAUGAUUUAUGAGGCAUGCACGUAGCCAUUGUUGUAUAAUUGUAUUCACCAAAUCUAAGCUAGCGAGUUUUAUUCAUUGGUAAAUGUUUCAUUCAGUAUUAAUUGGUCUUUGUUAUUAGGUUAUUAGUUGAUGGUUUCGCGAUGUUCUUGAAAACCUGAAAUUUUCAUGGGAUAUGCACUUCAUUUGAGUUGGAAAUGUCAACUUUGGAUUGUCAUUCUCAUUGAUGGACAUUCCUUGGUGGCAUUUCUUUGUUGAUUUUGUAAUGGAGUGGUGGAUUAACAAA
Molecule: messenger RNA, 1887 nt
Organism: Camellia sinensis
Lineage: Eukaryota; Viridiplantae; Streptophyta; Magnoliopsida; Ericales; Theaceae
Product: leucine-rich repeat receptor protein kinase EMS1
Biological process (GO): protein phosphorylation
Molecular function (GO): protein kinase activity; ATP binding
Source: RefSeq, a predicted model, not a curated record